AUGGCGGAGGUUUACCUGCACGACGCCGCACGGAACGGCGACGUCGAGGCGAUCAACAAGGCUGUCGCCGCGGGGCAGGACGUGAACGCGCGGGACGCGCACAAGCGCACGCCGCUGCAUCUCGCCGCGCACGCGGGACAGAUGGACGCCGCGAAGUUCCUCGUCGCCUCCGGCGCGAAGCUCCACCUCGAGGCGACCGACGGCGUCAACGCGCUGCACUUCGCGUGCAUACGAGGACACCACGAUCUCGCGCGCGAGCUCGUCAACCUCGGCGCGAACGCCAAGGCGGUCACGUACAAGGGCGAGAACGCGCUGCACUUCGCCGCGCGGACGGGGGACGUGAAGCUGAUAUCGAUGCUCCUCCGGAAGCAGGUCAGCGCGCUGACGAGGAGCAAGCGAGGGAAGCGGCCGCGGGAG
Messenger RNA from Micromonas pusilla CCMP1545, 417 nucleotides. RefSeq lists its product as uncharacterized. NCBI's taxonomy places the organism in Eukaryota, Viridiplantae, Chlorophyta, Mamiellophyceae, Mamiellales, Mamiellaceae. The annotation marks the transcript as partial. The record is from RefSeq and is a predicted model, not a curated record. The transcript has 2 exons. Gene Ontology annotation, molecular function: protein binding.